AAAGGUCAUUGUACCACUUUUCCCUAUAAUGACACAGCUAUCCUUAAUAUCUCUGAUAUAUAAUUGAUCUUUUGUAUACUAGGGUUGUAUAAUAAUAAUACUAUCUGAUGUUUCAACUUCAUGCAAGUAUGCACCUGCAAAAAGAUAUAAUCCACACCUUACUGGUUGAAGUACAAGGUGUUCACAAGGUGUUCUAAUUAGCAGAGAAUAUAAAGCACAGCGGCAACAGAAAAACUCAGGUAAGAAAGGAAGAAUAUCUAUGAAGAAAAUUGAAAGCCAAGAAGGAAAAGGCUUCUAUCCCGCAUUUUUUGCAGCAGCCACUCAAAGUUGGAAAAGGGGAAAGCAGAAGAAUGUUGAUGCUACUAUUAUUCUUUAUCACUGUGAUUCUGUGUGUGAUACUUUCCUUUCGGAAACAGUUCAGUAAACACAAAGACCAUCCCCCAGGACCUUCUCGGAUUUCCUUGAUAGCAGGAAGACUGGUGGAGGGGACCAUCUUGUCAGAGAAGACAUUAAUGGAGCUGGCAAAGCAAUAUGGGAACAUUUAUUCUCUGUGGGGAGGAAAUUAUUAUAUUAUAGUCUUCUCUGGAUACCAAACUGUGAAAGAAGCAUUAACUAAACAUGCAGAAGCCUUCGAUGAUCGUCCGGUUACACCAUUCAUAUUGACUAUCACCAAAAACAGGGGUAUUGCAUUUUCAAAUGGUCACACCUGGUUGCAGCAAAGGCGGUUGAGUGUUGUCACCAUGAGGAAGUUAGGCCUGGGGAAAAAAAGCAUGGAAUCCCAAAUACAAGCAGAGGUCGAAAGAUUUUUGGAGGACCUGGGAAGUAAAAAAGGACAGCCAUUUGACCCGUCAAUGUACCUUACACAUUUGGUUGGCAAUGUAAUCUGUGCUGCAGUAUUUGGACAUCGUUUUUCCACUGAAGAUAAGGAUUUUCUGGAACUGAUUGAAUCCAUGCACAGUAUUUCAAAAUUUUUAAUAAGCUUCUCCCACAUCAUUUAUGAAAUUUUUCCAUUUAUCAUGAAAUAUCUCCCAGGGUCUCAGCAAAAAGCCUUGUCUGCUGUGGAGAAUAUAGUUGCUAUUAUAAAGAAAGAGAUCACACAUCAUAAGGAGUACCCGAACCUGCAUGAACCACAGGAUUUUAUUGAUUAUUAUUUUCUCCAAAUGGAGAAAAGCAAGAAUGAUCCAAAUUCUACCUUUGAUGAAGACAACUUGACUCAUUGCAUCGGUGACAUCUUUCUUGCUGCGACAGACAUAACUAGUGGUGUUCUGCAAUGGGCAUUGCUACUCAUGGCAAACCAUCUGGAUAUCCAAGACAAGGUCUACAAGGAGAUAGAAAAAGUUUUGGAUCCAUCUCACUCCAUCUGUUAUGCGGAUCGGAAGAACCUGCCUUACACCAAUGCUGUGAUUCAUGAGAUUAUACGAAGCAAAUACAUCACAUUCUUUGGAGUACCAAGAAAAUGUGUGAAGGAUGUUUACUUCAAUGGGUUUCUCAUUCCCAAGGGAGCUAUGAUUUUACCAGACCUGCGCUCUGUUCUUCUUGAUCCUGAACAAUGGGAGACGCCUGAAAAAUUCAACCCCAACCAUUUUCUGGACAAAGAAGGACAUUUUGUCAAAAAAGAAGCAUUUAUGCCCUUUGGAGCAGGUGGUCGGGUCUGCUUGGGGGAACUCUUUGCAAGGAUUCAGUGCUUCAUUAUGUUCGCCAGCCUACUGAGGGCAUUUAGAUUGCAACCUCCAGAAGGAGUGGAGAAACUCAGUGAAGAACCAGUAACAGGAGUGACUCUGCUUCCCUCUCCUUUUAAGAUCUGUGCUGUUCCUCGCUCUGGAGCACCAUAGAAGGGAAAAAUGACUAAAUGUUUAUUUCAUUCUACAGACCUUUUUCUAUUUCAAGUAUCUGUCACACCAGUAUUGAAAAGUCAAGGAUCUGUCACACCAGUCAUGAAAAGGUUAAUUUUUGAAUUGGCACUGGAAAUAAACCCUUACCCUGAUAAA
Pantherophis guttatus is the source of this 1988-nucleotide messenger RNA. Its product is annotated as cytochrome P450 2J5-like. Gene Ontology annotation, biological process: xenobiotic metabolic process. Lineage: Eukaryota; Metazoa; Chordata; Lepidosauria; Squamata; Colubridae. Gene Ontology annotation, cellular component: intracellular membrane-bounded organelle; cytoplasm. The record is from RefSeq and is a predicted model, not a curated record. Gene Ontology annotation, molecular function: heme binding; iron ion binding; oxidoreductase activity, acting on paired donors, with incorporation or reduction of molecular oxygen, reduced flavin or flavoprotein as one donor, and incorporation of one atom of oxygen.